Messenger RNA from Saimiri boliviensis boliviensis (Bolivian squirrel monkey), 1119 nucleotides. NCBI's taxonomy places the organism in Eukaryota, Metazoa, Chordata, Mammalia, Primates, Cebidae. The record is from RefSeq and is a predicted model, not a curated record.
AUGGAGCCACCAGGCCUGACUACUGUAACUGAGUUUGAAAUCACCACUGAGACAAAGACUAGGCCAAAUUGCAGGGUCUUUAUUGCCGGCGGCCACGGAGGACUCGCGUCUCUCCAACCAUGGCCCCAAAAGGAGGGUGUGAAGACCUUUUAUGCCCACCAGGAGAUUCCUAGAUGGAGGAGCACCACGGGUCGCCAGUGCGGCUGUUUUGACCAGUGCAGCUGCUUUGCCAGCACCCUGGCCUGGUGGUCCUCUAUGCAAAAUACACUGGUCGAGGUCUCCUUGGCGGCCCCACAUAAUAAUGCUGCGUGGGAAGACCCAGACGAUUCAUCCGCGGGUCUCCGCAUUGAUCGCGACUCUCCUUCGCUGCGCUCCAGGACGCUGAUGGCAGCCGCCACCAGCCCCGCGUUCCUUCUCUGCCUCGCGCUUCUGCUCCUGCUGUCCGGCUGGUCCCGGGCGCAGUGCACCGACGCUCACUCUCUCUGCUACAACUUCACCAUCACCCAUCUGCCCAGAUCUGGACAACGGUGGUGCGAGGUCCAAGGCCAGGUGGAUCAGAAGAAUUUCCUCUCCUAUGACUGUGGCACUGACAAGGUCUUCUCUGUGGGUCGCCUAGAAGAGCAGCUGAAUGCCACAGAUGCCUGGGAAAGACAACUGGAAAUGCUGAGAGAGGUGGGGCAGACGCUCAGACUAGAACUGCCUGGCAUUGAGCUGGAGGAUUUCACCCCCAGUGGACCCGUCACGCUGCAGGCCAGGAUGUCUUGUGAGUGUGAAGCCGAUGGACACAUCCAGGGAUCCUGGCAGUUUGAAUUUCACGGACAGAAGUUCCUCCUCUUUGACUCAAACAACAGAAAGUGGACAGUGGUUCAUGCUGGAGCCAGGCAGAUGAAAGAGAAGUGGGAGGAAGACAGGGAACUGACCGUAUUCUUCUGGAAGAUCUCCACAGGAGACUGCGGGAGCUGGCUUCGGGACUUCCUGAUGUGCAGGGAGAAGAGGCAGGAGCCCACAGCACCGCCCACCGUGUCCUCAGGCACAGUCCCGCUCAGGGCCGUGGCCACCACCCUCAUGCUUUGCUACCUCUUCUUCAUCCUCCUCUGCUGCCUCCUGACUGGCAACUGA